Sesamum indicum (sesame) is the source of this 1889-nucleotide messenger RNA. NCBI's taxonomy places the organism in Eukaryota, Viridiplantae, Streptophyta, Magnoliopsida, Lamiales, Pedaliaceae. The record is from RefSeq and is a predicted model, not a curated record.
ACACUCCCUAAAUUUGAACUGAUCCAAAAUUAUAGGACUAAUUUUAUAAUUUUGUCGAACAAGUACAAUAAGUUAUACAAACACCUCAUUAUUGGGAAUUAUUUAAAUAAAAUGAAAUGAAAAAAGAAAAGAAAAUGUUGUCCCCACCUGACGUAGCAUAGCCACCCAGUGGCCCCUACCCAAAUGACGCCAUAUAUCACCAAAACUUGCUCAAAAACAAACUAAAAUAUCAUUCUCACUCACAUAUCACCACCUCUCCAAUAAUUCCUUUCUCUUUCUCUACACACACUGCCAACUACUCAGCAGAAAAAUGGCAAUGGCGAAUGCUUUCUCCAGCUCCUCCUUCACCGCCCUCCAAUCAAAACCUUCCAACUCUCCCUUCCUCCGCCAUUCGCCCGCCUCAAAGCCCAUGUGCUACUUUUCGGUCACCCCGCGAUUUAACUCGUCGCCCAAAAAAACUGUAAAGAUGUGUGCCUCAGUUGAUGGGGUAGACUCAGUUGGUUCGAUGUCAUUGAUUCUGUCGUGAUGGAUGCCCGCAUUGCAAGAAUGGUUCGUGCGAAAAGGGCUAAGCGAGCAGUUCCUCCUUUGGGACCAGACUCCCAGCGUACUCCCUCUGCUCCCUCAGAAAAAGCGUCGAGGUCGCACAGAGCUCUCUCUCCGAGUCCAUCGGGCGCGACUCCCGUCGAGGUCGCCAGUGGGAAUAACGAUCCCACUCUUGAGCAUUUGCCGAGGGACUCCGAAGAGCCAAGUGAUUCUGAACCACUCAUCUGGAAGAAGUCCAAGGGGAAACAGAUCGCUUCGGAGUCGUCCAAGAGGAAACGUAGUUCCCCGCGACCUAAUCCCUCCUCCCAAAAGAAAUCCAAGGCAGAUUCUUCAGCGGAGAGCGAGAAUCUGAAGGUAGUUGACGAAUUGACUGCCUGGUGGAGAGAGACCCAGAUGGACCUCCAAUCGCCUUCAUAUAGUCCGGCUGCCAUGGAGGGUGAGAGGCUGAUACCGAACUGGGCCAUUUCGGGCCAAAGUUCUGUGUUGAAGACCCACGUAGGCCAAGACUCCUGGGAGCUGUAUAAAUCCACCAUCUUGCCUCGCGAUCAAGCUCUCCUUGCCCCCAUGUCUCAUAUACGAGUUGAGCAGAACUUCGCUCACUCACUCUCCCAGGUUUCUGCUUUCGGACAUCACUUAUCCUUGAAGUGCAAUUACUGGCGACACGAGAAGAUGGUCGCUGAUAAGCUACUCGAGGAAAAGAGCUCAAAGUUGGCGACUUGCGAGAAAGAGAAAAUCGAGCUCGCAGCUCAGAAGUCCGAACUAGAGGCUCAACUAAGGGAGCUCAGGCAGAAGGUCGCGUCUUCGGUCGAAUCGGCUAAGGCGGAAGGCUUUUCAGCAGGUCGGGUGGCUGGUCGAGAGGAAUUCCUAUUCUCAGAAGAGUAUCAACACCAACUCGAAAUUGCCCGGAAUCAAGGUCGCGAUCAGUACUUGAGUUCUGAUGACCAUAAGAAGACCUUAGCGGACGCUCGGUUGCGGGGAGCUCGAGACUUCAUGAAGUCUACCGCCUUUACGACCGUUGUAAAAGCUAAGUCUGCUGACUAUCUUGUCAAGGGUUUUGAUCGCUGCACGUCCCAAAUCAGGAAGCUAAGAGGGUUCGCGGAUGGGUUCGACACAAACUGGAUCGACCCGACCUUGGAUGGUAAUCUUGCGGCGUUCCCCGAAGAACCCCCUUUGAAACAUAAUGAUGAAUUUGCUGUCUUGGUGGAGGAACUUGAGAAUAGUGGCGAAGAGGCAGUAGAUAAGUAGGCUCUUGUAUUUCAAUUUGUAAUCGUUUACGCAGAUCACUGUACUUACCUCAGUUGAGGUUGAAUCUGUAAAUUAUCCUUCUCAAUGAACUUUCUUCUUUA